AUGGUUGAAAAUGUUUUGGCUGUGACGCAAGUAACAGACGCUGUCAUUGAAGAAGAGCGAGACCGUCAAGCCGAAGCUAUGCGUGCUUGUAUGAAACUGCUGGACUCUUCGGUAGAGCAUUAUGAAAACUUGAUACUUCUGCGAGAUGAUCUACGUUUGUGCAAGAAGCGUCAACAUCCGCCUGUCAUCGAAUUAAGUUCCUCGGAAUUA
Brenthis ino (lesser marbled fritillary) is the source of this 210-nucleotide messenger RNA. Lineage: Eukaryota; Metazoa; Arthropoda; Insecta; Lepidoptera; Nymphalidae. The record is from the annotation of a GenBank genome assembly.